Frankliniella occidentalis (western flower thrips) is the source of this 3315-nucleotide messenger RNA. Its product is annotated as zinc finger protein 182-like. The coding region runs from base 210 to 2879 and encodes 889 amino acids. Gene Ontology annotation, molecular function: protein binding; DNA-binding transcription activator activity, RNA polymerase II-specific; RNA polymerase II cis-regulatory region sequence-specific DNA binding. Gene Ontology annotation, biological process: regulation of transcription by RNA polymerase II. Lineage: Eukaryota; Metazoa; Arthropoda; Insecta; Thysanoptera; Thripidae. The record is from RefSeq and is a predicted model, not a curated record. Gene Ontology annotation, cellular component: nucleus. The transcript is spliced from 7 exons.
CGUCUGUUUGUGUCAUUUGAUGUUUGUUGUAUACCGUCUUGCGAUUGAGUUUUUUUAUAAUUCUAAAGUAGAAUUUGCAUCUAGAACUGAAAAUCCAGUGCGGCUUAUUAAUCUAGCUUUGGCAGAGGGAAAAUCAGAAACUUUAAAUUGUCACGAUUUUAGGAAAACAUUUGUUAACCAUCAAACCUGAAGACUAGACCUGCCUAAUUAUGUCACAAAUGAAAAUAAUUCUGAACACCACCGAUGGAAAUACAAUAUCAGUUGAUGUCCGUCCUGAAGAAACAUAUCGGAUGCUGAGGGAGCGAAUUCAAGUGGAAUCAGGCAUAGAGCUUGAAUUAUCUCAAAUAGUAUAUAAUGGAAAGCAAGUUGAAGAAGAUCAAAAUGUAUAUGAUUCUUUCCUUGGUGCCCAGUCUCUUGACAAAUCAUCUGAGCCUAACAUAUUAUGCGUUGUGGAGGGUUGCCCGUCAACCAAACUGACUCAUCCCAAAAAGGAAAUUUUCAAAUUUCCUCUUGAAACUGAUAGAUUUUCCACUUGGCUCUUGGCCUGUAACAGACAUGAUUUACUGGGUCGCAUCCCAGUUUCACUCAAUCUGGAGUGUGGUGUUUGUGCUGAUCACUUUCCUGACUCAUGUUUUCUUAGCGGGUCCAUGAAAAAACGACUUAGAAAGAAUGCGGUCCCUAUCUUAGAGGAACAGCAGACCAACUUUAAUAUUCUGGCUCAGGAUAUGAUGAUGGCUGAUGUGAAACUAGAGGAUGCUGUUUCUCUUAAUGACAUUCAGGACAGUGAUCAUCUGUUACCAGACAGUUCUGAUUUAAAUGAUCAGAUUCUGAAGAAGCCAACAACAGAUGAUAAUCAAGAAGAAGUUGAUGAAGAAGAUCUGCAAGAGGAUGAACUAGAAGAGUUAGAGGAGGAUGAAGAUGAAGACGAAGAAGCAGAUGUGGAGGAUGAUGAUGAUAUUUUAGUGGACAGUAGCUCUUGCCACGAGCAUCCAGGCUUACUUUGUAGACUCUGUGCUCAACAAGUUGACACAGCUCACUUCAUUUUUAAUGAAAAGGGGAGAGAGGAGAAGCUAUUUGACAAAAUCAGUAAUAGCCUACCUAUUAAUAUUCAUUGCAAUGACCCAUUACCAAAGCAAAUAUGCGGCCAAUGUCUUUCAACUUUAAAUAUUUGCUACAAUUUUGGUGUGGCAUGCACUAAAGCAGAAGAAACACUGCAGAAGAUGGUUUCACGGUUCAAGUGCCAAACUGAAAAUAAACCGAAUGAUCCACUUAGCCCCAUUGAAGAAAUUUCAUCAAUGGAUGAAGGCAUCCUUGAAGAGAAAAAUGAAAAAUCAGCAUGUUACAACUGCCCUCUCUGUUGUGAGGGUAACAUGGAAUCACAAGACAAUGUAAACAUUGAUGAAAUUGAAGGGAGGCAAGGUGGAGAUGAGGACAUUGUUCAUGAUUUUUUGGCUGACAGUGUGCUCUGGGAAGAAGAAGAAGAUCCUCUGGAUUCUAAUUACCCUGAAGAUGAAGAGAGUGAAACUGCUGAUGAUGGUGCUGAUGAUGAUGAAACUUACCCCUGCUUACUGUGUGGCGCUAGUUUUAUUGCGUUACCUCACUUAUUCCAGCAUAGUGAGAGCCACCAAGAUAUAGACUGCUUUCCCUGUGGGCAUUGUGCUCUUGCCUUCAAUACUAAAGACGCUCUUGCUGUGCAUUUGGACCUAGUCAUCAACUCUGCUUGUGAUGAGCAAUACAAAUGUAGUGAGUGUGGAAAGCUCUUUUUGUCUGAGGCUCGAGCCGAAUUUCAUCAUGAGGUAACUCAUGGUAUCAAUGGAUUUUCAUCUCUUUCGUGUUCAGAAUGUGGUCAAGUAUUCAGACAUGAAACAAACCUUUGGGAUCAUGUGCAAAUUGUACAUAAAGGUCAAAAACCAUUCUCUUGUCCUAAAUGUGAUGAUGUGUUUCAAGCUAGAGCUCAGCUUAAAGCUCAUUUGAAAGUUCAUGAUAGUGUGAGCUCUUUCAUUUGUGGAGUAUGUUCUGAAGCUUUUCCAAGCAGAUCAUCUCUGAAGUCUCACGAAGCUUCUCAUGCAAAUGAGAAGCUUUUCUCCUGUGAACACUGUGAUCGAUGCUUUAGCCGGAAGUAUCUUUUAACAGCACAUGUAAGGACUCAUCUGGAUAAAAAACCUCGGGCUUAUACAUGCAGAGUUUGUGGUGAGGAUGGAUUUGAUUCCCUACCUAAACUCCUAGUUCAUCGGCGUAGUAAGCAUCAAGAUGUUAUGUUGCCGCUAGGAUCCAAGAAAGAUAAAAUUCAUAAAUGUGAACAAUGCAACAAGGCUUUUACUGGACGUGUAGCUCUGAAGCACCAUGCUAUGAGUCAUGCAGGGGAACUACCUCAUGUUUGUGAAUUUUGCAACAAAGGCUUUACUCAAAAACGAUCUCUACUUCUUCAUCGACGUAUUCAUACAGGUGAAAAGCCUUAUGCCUGUGGAGAAUGUGGAAAACGGUUUGUUCAAAGUGCUCAUCUCUAUUCUCAUCUUCGUCUUCAUACUGGAGAAAAGCCUUAUCCUUGUUCUGAGUGUGGUGCUACUUUCCGAUUGAAGGAUGUCAGGGACUCUCACCAAAGGAAGCAUACAGGUGAAAGACCUUUCAAGUGCAAAGUUUGUGACAAAUCAUUCAGAACCUCACAUUCUUACUAUCAGCAUACUUGGAUACACACUGGCCGCAAACCUUACCCAUGUAAUUAUUGUGGCAAAGCUUUCAGGCGUUCAAAUGGCUUAAAAGUACACAUUCGAAUUCAUACUGGAGAGAAACCUCAUAAAUGUGAAGUGUGUGGAAGAGGGUUUGCACAAAAACAGGAUAUGAAAAAACAUUACAAUCUCCAUAUGAUGGGUCGGUUGUAACUACUUCUAGGUAAUUAUUUCAAUGAGAGAUUUUCAUUUUCUGAUAUUGUGAUUUGUAACUAAUUUACUUCCUAGGGAAAAAAUCAGUAAUUUAUUGAAAAUGAUUUGUAAGUGAAAGAGCGCAUUAUUUGAUUGUGCUCUUUCAAGUGAUAGCUUAUCGCCAAUAUAGCUGUGUCUUUUUUUAAUCAAUGAAUGGAAUAAUAGAAAUUAAAUUCUGUUAUAAAUUAUGUAUUGCCUGUCACAUAUUUUAUGUGCUAGACUAAAGUCUUCUAUUACGUAUUUAUUGUGAUUGUCUGAAUUAUGUUCUCUAUUUGUUCAAUAUUGUAUUGAUUGUACUUGUAAAAUCCAUACUCACUCGUAAGGAUUAUCAUACAAGAUUCAGUUCCUGUCAUAAACAUAAAAUUGUACAAUGAAAUACAAAAUUGUAUAUGCUCUA